Molecule: messenger RNA, 7898 nt
Organism: Peromyscus leucopus (white-footed mouse)
Lineage: Eukaryota; Metazoa; Chordata; Mammalia; Rodentia; Cricetidae
Gene: Znf532
Product: zinc finger protein 532
Exons: 10
Coding region: 2019-5915 (1298 amino acids)
Source: RefSeq, a predicted model, not a curated record
AGAAAUGGUUAUCUUUUACUUUUUGGUUGUUUCUGGUUUAAAAGCAGAUGCAAUGCUAGCUCCUGUCUUUUGUGCAAAUGGUGAGUGGGGCCGUGAAACCGAAUUCCCCCAGCCAAGGGUUGACCAAGAGACUGGGCUUGACAGACCUCCCCCCCCCACAAGUCUUUGGCAUUACAAAUCUGUGGGGCAGCUGCACAGCUGGAUUCCUAGGAUAAGCAAGUUAGACUUUGGUUUAGGGGGCACAACUCUUGUAACCAUUUAAAUGCUGUUUCCCUAAGCUUUCAGGGCUAUGGAGGAGUGGGGGAGGGGCAAGAGAGCACUUUAAGUACAAAAGAUUUCAAACCAACCCAUGACCUUCCUCGGGCAUCUGCACGAUCAAAUUCCAUAUAUUGUAACAGGGCGCCAGCCUAUCAGGAUCUCCGAUUAGCAGGUCCUUGUACGCUCUUCAAUGCACAUAAUUUUUUUUUUUUUUUACAUGCAGAUUAACAACGGCCUACCUUCAGAAGAAGGAAAAGGCUUCCUCUCAAAUGAAAUCAAGUCCAGGCAAGGGUGAAACUCAACACACAGAAUGUGUUGGGUGGCAUUGUUCUCUGGCUCCCAGAAGAUGAGAGUUUCAAUUUCAUCAUCUUGUAACACUGGCAAACACGAUGCUGUGGUUGGCAAAAUCUGCCGACUGCAUGGGUCUUCCCAAACCUGGGCCGAGACGCGCUGCAACUCGGGCAUCGUGGCACAGGCUGAAACUAAAGAACUCUCAUGUGAGACAGUAAUUCAACUCAUUUGCAUGAAAAGUCUCCAGGAGCAAAAGAUCUUUUACAGUGUCCAUCCCACGGGCGCCCUAGCACAGAGAACAAUGGCUUCCUUAACGGAAGUUAAUGCAAGGGGACACUGAGAUUUCAAAGGAAAACCUCCUCUGUCCGCUUUGCAGACAUUCACCAGUCCGCUUUAAAAUAAAGCACUCGGGAGUGCUUCUGCUGGGAGUCUUCACGGCUCCUCCACUGAUAGUUUGGUCUUCAGAGUUACAAGCAAACAAGAAUGAGCCUUUUUAGGAGGUAAUGGUGGCAGUUGUUGUUGUUUUUUUUCAGAUCCUUCCAUUUUGUCGGACUUCCAGUCAGCACAAUUAGCUCGACAUGGAGGUUUCUCUUGUUCAAAAAAAAAAAAAAAAAAAAAAAGAACCCUUUCAGUGGCGUGCUCGACUGUGCACAAUAUGGGCACCAGGACACAGGGCUGGGAAACAGCACACUUCAUCUGGCACAGAAGGAAUCGCGCUCUCUCCUCUCCCUCUCAGAUGGGUGACGAUCAUCUCCCUUCCUGGCCUUUGGCUGGGUUUCUGUAUGUAUCUUUUUUGCCUGUGUUCUGUAAGCCAUGACCACCUGCUGUAUGUACAAAACUUGUGCUUGUUACAUUCGUGCUUGUUACAUUUCCCUUAUAGAACUUAAAAGACCCAGCUAUGACAUCGUGUUUACUCAAUAUCAUUCCCCCAGUUUAAAAAAAAAAAAAAACACCAACACCCUACAUGAACCGAACAUGCCAUGCUUCAAUCUGGCCCCAGUGGCUUUUUCUCUGAAAGCAAAACGUGUGUCUUUUUACACCAGGGCUUUCUUCCCACCCCAGGGGUGUCUUCCAUUCUUUUGUGGCUCAGUUUAAGGCGAAGAGGGCUCCAAACCACUAACCAACAGAAGGGAGCCCUUUCUUCCACCUCCUGGGAGAAUCUCAGAUUGAAUUUAUCUGAAGAUAGCUUGCUCUCUUCUUACUUAUUUGCCACCAUUUACGAGGAGGACAGCACAACCACCACCUUGGCUUCAAGAUCCCGGGUAGAGAGGCUCACGGGCAUUUUUUUUUUUUUUUUUUCUUUCCAACCAUCUUUGGCGAGGCCUUGCUUCCUUCCACUCCAGCCUGUUGACUGGGGCUGCUUUUAACCCUUUCCUAUUUGCAGAGAAUGCAACCGUGUGACAGUAACUGAGCACUGGUCCAAAGUCUUUUCAAAAGGUCAAGGUUCACAAGAGCAUCUGAUCAAAUUCAUGACCAUGGGGGAUAUGAAGACCCCAGACUUUGAUGACCUCUUGGCAGCAUUUGAUAUACCAGAUAUGGUCGAUCCCAAAGCAGCGAUUGAGUCUGGACAUGAUGACCAUGAAAGCCACAUUAAGCAAAACGCUCAUGUGGACGACGACUCUCAUACCCCAUCAUCCUCAGAUGUUGGCGUGAGUGUGAUUGUGAAGAACGUUCGGAACAUCGACUCCUCUGAGGGAGCUGAAAAAGACGGCCACAAUUCCACAGGCAAUGGCCUGCAUAACGGGUUUCUCACAGCACCUUCUCUUGACAGCUAUGGUAAGGAGGGAGCGAAGUCCUUGAAAGGAGACACACCUACCUCAGAGGUGACUCUUAAAGACCCAGCGUUCAGCCAGUUCAGCCCUAUCUCCAGUGCUGAAGAGUUUGAUGAUGACGAGAAAAUAGAGGUGGAUGACCCUCCUGAUAAGGAAGAGACACAGCCCAGUUUCAGAUCAAAUGUACUGACUGGCUCAGCUCCCCAGCAGGACUAUGAGAAGCUAAAGUCUCUUGGAGGGGAAAACACAGGCAAGACUGGAAUCUCUACAUCAGGCCACACAGAGAAAAACAAAGUCAAGAGAGAGACAGAAACAAAUUCCAUAGCCCUGAGUGUUUACGAGCCUUUUAAGGUCAGAAAAACAGAAGAUAAGCUGAAGGAGACCUCUGAGAAGAUGCUUGAAAACAGGGUCCUUGAUGGGAAGCUGAGCUCUGAGAAGGACAGCACCCUCGCUGCCGUCACAUCUUCCAAAGCCAAGUCGGCCUCCAAGCUGUCUUCAUGCAUCGCUGCCAUCGCAGCCCUGAGUGCCAAGAAGGCUGCUUCCGAUUCCUGCAAAGAACCUGUGGCCAACUCAAGGGAAGCGUCUCCAUUACCAAAGGAAGUGAAUGACAGUCCCAAAGCUGCUGACAAGUCUCCUGAGUCCCAGAAUCUCAUCGAUGGCACCAAGAAAGCCUCCCUGAAGCCAUCGGAUAGUCCCAGGAGCAUAUCCAGUGAGAACAGCAGCAAAGGAUCCCCAUCUUCUCCUGUGGGGUCUACCCCAGCAAUCCCCAAAGUCCGUAUCAAGACCAUCAAGACAUCUUCUGGGGAGAUCAAGAGGACAGUGACUAGAGUGUUGCCAGAAGUGGAUCUGGACGCUGGGAAGAAGCCUUCUGAGCAGGCGGCCUCUGUGAUGGCAUCUGUGACGUCACUUCUCUCAUCUUCAGCAUCAGCUGCUGUCCUUUCCUCUCCCCCCAGGGCCCCUCUGCAGACGGCCGUGGUGACCGGUGCAGUUUCCUCUGCAGAGCUGACCUCGAAACAGGUCACCAUCAAGCCCGUGGCUACUGCUUUCCUCCCUGUGUCUGCUGUCAAGACGGCAGGGUCUCAAGUCAUCAACCUGAAGCUCGCUAACAACACGACAGUGAAAGCCACAGUCAUAUCUGCUGCCUCUGUUCAGAGUGCCAGCAGUGCCAUCAUCAAAGCUGCCAAUGCCAUCCAGCAGCAAACCGUCGUGGUGCCAGCAUCCAGCCUGGCCAAUGCCAAACUCGUGCCAAAGACUGUGCACCUUGCCAACCUUAACCUUCUGCCUCAGGGUGCCCAGGCCACCUCUGAACUCCGCCAAGUGCUAACCAAACCUCAGCAACAAAUAAAGCAGGCAAUAAUCAAUGCAGCGGCCUCACAGCCACCUAAAAAGGUGUCUCGAGUCCAGGUGGUGUCGUCUUUGCAGAGUUCUGUGGUGGAGGCUUUCAACAAGGUGCUGAGCAGUGUCAAUCCAGUCCCUGUUUACAUCCCCAACCUCAGUCCUCCCGCCAACGCGGGGAUCACGUUGCCGAUGCGUGGGUAUAAGUGCUUGGAGUGCGGGGACGCCUUCGCCCUGGAGAAGAGCCUGACCCAGCACUAUGACAGGCGGAGUGUGCGCAUCGAAGUAACGUGUAACCAUUGUACAAAGAACCUUGUUUUUUACAACAAAUGCAGCCUCCUUUCCCAUGCCCGCGGGCAUAAGGAGAAAGGCGUGGUGAUGCAGUGCUCCCACUUAAUUCUCAAACCAGUCCCAGCAGACCAGAUGAUAGUGUCUCCGUCCAGCAAUACUCCUUCCUCCACUCUGCAGAGCUCUGUGGGAGCUGGCACACACACUGUAACAAAAAUCCAGUCUGGCAUAACCGGGGCGGUUAUUUCAGCGCCCCCAAGCACACCCAUCAGCCCAGCUAUGCCCCUAGACGACGAUCCCUCCAAGCUCUGUAGACACAGUCUCAAAUGUUUGGAGUGUAAUGAAGUCUUCCAGGAUGAGACGUCUCUGGCUACACACUUCCAGCAUGCAGCAGAUACAAGUGGACAAAAGACUUGCACUGUCUGCCAGAUGCUGCUUCCUAACCAGUGCAGUUAUGCUUCACACCAGAGAAUCCAUCAGCACAAAUCUCCCUACACCUGCCCCGAGUGCGGGGCCAUCUGCAGGUCGGUGCACUUCCAGACCCACGUCACCAAGAACUGUCUGCACUACACACGGAGAGUUGGUUUUCGAUGUGUACAUUGCAAUGUUGUGUACUCUGACGUGGCCGCACUGAAGUCUCACAUUCAAGGCUCUCACUGUGAAGUCUUCUACAAGUGCCCUAUCUGUCCAAUGGCGUUUAAGUCUGCCCCAAGUACACACUCCCACGCCUACACGCAGCAUCCUGGCGUCAAGAUAGGAGAACCCAAAAUAAUCUAUAAGUGUUCCAUGUGCGACACUGUGUUCACCCUGCAGACCUUGCUGUACCGCCACUUUGACCAGCACACUGAGAACCAGAAGGUGUCUGUUUUCAAGUGUCCAGACUGUUCUCUUUUAUAUGCACAGAAGCAACUUAUGAUGGACCAUAUCAAGUCUAUGCAUGGAACAUUGAAAAGUAUUGAAGGGCCUCCAAACUUGGGUAUAAACUUGCCUUUGAGCAUUAAGCCUGCAUCUCAGAAUUCAGCAAACCACAGCAGAGAGGAUGCCAAGGCCAUGAAUGGGAAAGAGAAAUUGGAAAAGAAGACUCCAUCUCCUGCAAAGAAAUCCACAGAGUCUAAGAAGAUGGCCAAUCUCGGGUGGACGUGUUGGGAGUGUGACCGUCUGUUCACACAGAGGGAUGUGUAUCUCUCUCACAUGAGGAAGGAGCAUGGGAAGCAAAUGAAGAAGCACCCCUGCCGCCAGUGCGACAAGUCCUUCAGCUCCUCCCACAGCCUGUGCCGCCACAACCGCAUCAAGCACAAGGGCAUCAGGAAGGUGUAUGCCUGCUCACACUGCCCCGACUCCCGGCGGACGUUCACGAAGCGGCUGAUGCUGGAGAAGCACAUACAGCUGAUGCACGGGAUCAAGGAUCCUGACGUGAAAGAACUGACUGACGAUACCAACGAGGAAGAAGCCGAGAUAAAGGAAGACGAUGCCAAGGUCCCCAGUCCCAAGCGGAAGUCGGAGGAACCGGUUUUAGAGUUCAGGCCCCCCAGGGGAGCCAUCACCCAGCCACUGAAAAAGCUGAAAAUCAACGUCUUUAAGGUCCACAAGUGUGCCGUGUGUGGCUUCACCACCGAGAACCUGCUGCAGUUCCACGAACACAUCCCGCAGCACAAGUCGGACGGCUCCUCCUACCAGUGCCGGGAGUGCGGCCUCUGCUACACGUCCCACGUCUCCCUGUCCAGGCACCUCUUCAUCGUGCACAAGCUGAAGGAGCCGCAGCCCGUGGCCAAGCAGAACGGGGCCGGGGAAGACAGCCUGCAAGAGAACAAGCCUGGCCCCGAGGACGAGGCUGCCGAGGACGCGGCGUCAGACCGGAAGUGCAAAGUGUGCGCCAAGACUUUUGAAACGGAAGCUGCCUUAAACACGCACAUGCGGACACACGGCAUGGCCUUCAUCAAAUCCAAAAGAAUGAGUUCAGCCGAGAAAUAGCCACAGCUCCUCCAUAGGAAAAGCCCUAGCCACAUAGGAAUGGAAAACAAGACUCUUUUUGUUACCAAAAGUUUGCAGUAUAACAGAGUUCACAGUUCUGUCUAGGCUGUCGCAAUAUAUUCUCUGUCCUGUCCCCUCACCUCCUCAGAUGUACCCUCCCCGUAAGUAUAAGGCAGUAUUUGAGUUUUAAAGAGUUUGUAUAUAUUUAAAUAACUUUUUAUACUCUUUGUUACAUGUUUGUAUCAGUAUUUGGUGGAAAAUGUUUUGAAUUUUUAGGUUUUUUUGUUUUGUUUUUUUGUGUGUGUUAGAGUUUUCCUUUUUUGUACCGUUUCUUUAAAACAGAGUUCUUCGUAACAGGGGCAGUUCCUGAAUUCAAACCAACCAUUUUGUAUGUUACCAAUUUGAAUGAGUUCAGUAAUUACAGGCUAACAUGCCUUUUUUAGUGUUUUUAAUUUUUAGAACUCACCACAUCAAUUUUAGGUGAUUGUGGGUCUCACAACACUAGCAGCUCUUAAGUGUCUUAGCACCACACUCAGUGUGCCUGCUCCUAGCGACUGAGGGCUCCGAGGACAACAGCACCCUGGGGAGGGCGAGGCCUGAACCCUCCCAGACAGCAUCUGAAGCAGCCUUGCAGAUCCCUUCUUCCGCCAAAGUGAGUGAAAGAGGCCAGGAAUCUGGUAGGGAAUGCAGGCGUCCUUAACCCAUCUGGAAGAAUGAGGAAGAAGGGAUCCAUAGGGGAGCCAACAGCUGGCCAUGUUUCUGGGUGAAUUUGCAAGGCUGAUCCACAGAGCCUGAGGAGCCCGGCUAGCUAGGAAAAGGCCAGCCUACUGUCAACGUUGAAAGCCGUAGUUAGACCUGUAGCUCUCUAGUCGGGUUUUGUCACGGAACUCACUAUCUAUCACAGAGACACGUAUUCCAAGAACAUCAAGUCUUUCUCUGGCUCUUGAUAGGAACACAAAGGCACGGCUGACUUAACCCUACACAGUUGGUGUUCCCUGUUCUGGGUGCUACUGCCAAAUGUCCUGGUCCUUAGAGUUGGGAUGCACAACUUUACCACCGACCUAGCAAUGCAGCAGCCUGUACUCUGCAAUUGGCCCUAGAGAAGCACUGAGCCACCAGGCUUCUAGAGUCACGUCAGUCCCUCUCACGGCCACCGGACUGGAGCACCGCACAGGUGCUCCCCGUCACUUCCCUCUAGUUCUCUGGGAAAGCUAUCUAGUUCGGUUAUCGUUUUUGUGUUUUCUGUUGCAUUUUAUAUCUUGUAUUUAUCUUGAGAUAUGUUUUUGUACUUUCUGGUUUUGUUUUCCUAAGCAAAGAAAUUCAUUUGUGUACAUAGAUACUUGCAUGCUAGACUGUAGUCAACGUUCAGUUCCUUGAAAGGUCUUGCUGCUGUCGGGUGUACGCACUACAUCCAUUGUGACUGUAUUCAACCCAUUUCACGUGUAAAUAAACGAGGAACAUCUGGCCCUUGAGCUUCUUCAAGAGAGUUAUUGGUGGGUCUCUGACAUCAGGAAGUUUGGGAAGUGACUCUUUACCGGAACAGGCUACAGAAUAUUGCAGAAUUCUUUCCACUCUGAAGAAUGGCUUGCUCGUUCUCAUCAGUGGCCAGCUAGCUACUCUGCCACUUUCUGUUGAUGCCAUCGGUACAAUCCAAGGGUGUGACAGUAUUCCUCAACUUGAAAUUGAAUUGCUGUUCCUUGUUGCAUCUGUAUUGCUCCCAGUUGUGUUCAUGCACUUUUACAUGUCCCUGCAUUUGAACCUUGCAAUAAGCCUGCGUGGUGGCCACGCGGGUCUGUCCAGCCUACAGUUGAGGAAGCUGAGCUCAGGUUCAGCUCUUCGCCUGAGCCCUCACAGCUGGUAAGUGGCUUUGCAUAUUAGAACCCAAAUAUUUUGCUCUCAAUCUAGUACUUGCUCUUUGUGGUUAUGUAUAUAUUGACAAAUAUUCAUUUAUUCAACAAAUAAAGUUAUGUGUGAAAUACAACA